CACAAUAUCUUCUUUGUUCCAUCAACAACAAGAAAUCGAAAAGCUUUCUAUUUUUUUCUUUUUAUCUCUAGUACAAUGGAGUUUGUGAUUUUGGAAGGAGAGGUGAGUUCGAAAGAGGAGCAAGUAGUGUCAAAGCAGCUACAUCUGAUAUCGUCUGAAACGCAAACGCAAACGCAAACGCUGAACAGAAGAGCCGUUCUAAACCGCAUCCGCAACCACAAAUGUAUUCACAAAAUCAAGAGUCUUCUCCACACCACCGCGGCUAAUGACGGAGCCACCGUCGAUGCUGAUUAUCGGUGGAUUGAUAGUGGCGAUGUCUUCUCUUGUCCGUGAAAUGGGCAGAGACUUUGACACGUGUAUGUCACGAGUGUGUUUGUGAUUCUCUCUUGUCUCUAAUAUCCAAAUACAAGUUGUGUUAUAUGUAACUCUUUCUAGUGAGUAAGUGAUCAUCAUAAAAUUGUAGUUUUUCGAUGUUCAUGAUUUAUUGAUCAGUUCACCGUUGAUCUUUAGCAAA
Molecule: messenger RNA, 514 nt
Organism: Arabidopsis lyrata subsp. lyrata
Lineage: Eukaryota; Viridiplantae; Streptophyta; Magnoliopsida; Brassicales; Brassicaceae
Exons: 1
Coding region: 76-333 (85 amino acids)
Source: RefSeq, a predicted model, not a curated record